AGUUUCAGAACCACCAACGCAAGAAAACAGAAAUGGCUGAUGAACCACAGGUCGUUGCUGAACGUGAGCGCAUUUUCAAGCACUUUGACGCCAAUGGUGAUGGCAAAGUCUCUGCGGCGGAGCUUGGGGAUGCCUUGAACAAAAUUGGCUCGGUCACAACUGAUGAUGUGAAACAUAUGAUGUCCGAGAUUGACACUGAUGGUGAUGGGUUCAUUUCGUACAAAGAAUUCAUGGCCUUUGCCAGUGCCAAUCCUGAUACGCUGAAGAAAGUUGCCAAGAUAUUUUAAUUUUAAUCUCUCUAAGUGAUAUUCUUUUCAUGUCUUCCCCAUAUUUUGUUUGUGAUUCAUUUGCAUGACUACUAGAGUACUUGAGCUAAUCAUGAGGGUCCAUUUGGAUUUUUCUCAUGAUAAAGUUGUUUUGGUCGUUAAUUACUACUGUUUCUUCUUGUAUUGAUAUGAAAAAAAAAAAAAUUUUAUAACUUUUUUUUA
Messenger RNA from Carya illinoinensis, 488 nucleotides. RefSeq names its product polcalcin Bet v 4. Gene Ontology annotation, molecular function: calcium ion binding; enzyme regulator activity. The transcript has a single exon. Bases 33 to 287 code for a protein of 84 amino acids. NCBI's taxonomy places the organism in Eukaryota, Viridiplantae, Streptophyta, Magnoliopsida, Fagales, Juglandaceae. The record is from RefSeq and is a predicted model, not a curated record.